UCAGGGGAGGGGCUUUCAAUUUCAACAAAGAGAAAAAAAAAAUGAGCAUAUUCCAAGUCUUGUUUCUUGUCCUCUUCUUCUUGUUCCUCUCUCCCAAUCCCAUUAUUAUCAUUAUUAAAAUUAAAGCUGCAGGAGCUGCAGGACCUGCAGGAACAGGACCUUGCCCAGCUUCCAAGUGUGGCAAAAACGAGAACAGCCCGUCUAUUCGUUUUCCCUUCGAAUUACAGUCUCAAUCUGGGGGUAAUAAUGAUAGUAAUGAGUGUGGAUAUCCAGGUUUCGACCUCAGCUGCAAUAGCCAGAGUCAAACAGUUCUAAAACUUCCUCAUUCUGGUGAAUUCUUAGUGCGCAACAUCGACUAUACGAACCAACGGAUAGAGUUGUAUGACCCUGGUCGUUGCCUUGCACGAAGGCUCCUACGCUUCAACCUUUCUGGCUCACCUUUCGUUGCUGCUUUCACUCAGGAAAUCGUUUUCCUCCGCUGCCCAUCUCAGUUCACAAAGUUUGGUCUCACUGUCAUCGAUUGCCUUAGCAAUUCCACGCAUUCUAUCUUAGCUACAUCCUCAUUGAUUCUUGCUAAUUCCACCAUUCCUACAUGCAAAGUCGUUACCAUAUCGCCGGUUCCGGUAGCCUGGCCAUCCCAGUAUUACGAGGGAUUCAUAGACCAUGACCUUAAUCAGGAUCUUCUUUUAACGUGGUACGUACCUGGUUGUGGAGAUUGUGAAACACAAGGCGGUGUGUGUGGAUUCAGGACAAACAAUAAUACUACUCAACAAAUUGGUUGUUUCUUUACACCUCAACCAGGCCAAUUAUCUACUGGUCUCCGAAUUUUUAGGAUUGUCUGCUUCUCCAUUGCCUUACCAACCAUCACAUGUGUUAUUGCGAUUGCAUGUUUCACAUGUUGCAUGGAAAGUGCAAGAGGCAGGAGGUCCAACCCCGCGGCUAUAGUGACACCACAACGUCCUGAUGUCAUGAUGGGUCUUGAUGAAUCCACCAUUCAAUCCUAUGAAAAGCUAGUCAUUGAAGAAAGCCAAAAACUUCCUGGACCCAAUGACAACACUUGCCCAAUAUGCUUAUCAGAAUAUUGCCCCAAAGACACACUGAGAUGUAUACCGGAGUGCAAGCAUUGCUUCCAUGUUGAAUGCAUUGAUGAAUGGCUCCGAAUGAAUAAAACUUGUCCAGUUUGCCGAAAUUAUCCAUCUACUGCUCAUCAGGCUACUUCAGACAUUGUUUGAUAAUUGUAAUUAGCAUUUUUGGAGGUAUACUUCCGUUUGAUUGUACAUGGAGGUUGUAACUUUGUGUCUUUACUUUACUCUGUAUAUCCAUAGUUACAGUAUGUUGUUUCUGAGAACAAUAA
Molecule: messenger RNA, 1354 nt
Organism: Quercus lobata
Lineage: Eukaryota; Viridiplantae; Streptophyta; Magnoliopsida; Fagales; Fagaceae
Product: putative RING-H2 finger protein ATL21A
Exons: 2
Coding region: 42-1232 (396 amino acids)
Molecular function (GO): polysaccharide binding
Source: RefSeq, a predicted model, not a curated record